Molecule: messenger RNA, 1947 nt
Organism: Copidosoma floridanum
Lineage: Eukaryota; Metazoa; Arthropoda; Insecta; Hymenoptera; Encyrtidae
Product: farnesol dehydrogenase
Molecular function (GO): oxidoreductase activity
Source: RefSeq, a predicted model, not a curated record
UGGAGACUCGAUCCAGUUUCAGCUUGAUAAUCAUUUUGUGCUCUUUAGUCGUUGCUCGUGCGUCAAGCAGUUACACAUUUCGCUCGACGUUACGCAAUCAUCUCUACAUCAUUGAGUUGGAUAUUUUUUAUUUUUGUGCGCCAAUCGUUGUUGUGUGAGUGUCGAGAUAAGCUGACAUUAGUUUUUUUAGUGUUGUGGAAAAACACAGUCUGUUUUGUUUCAAGUUUUUUAAUUCUUAGUUUUUGUUUCAUUAGAAAAUAAUGGUGAACAAAAAUUCUAAAAUAACGAUAAUUUAAAUCUGAUAAGAGAUACACAGAUAAACUUUAAUUUUUACACGCAUGAACUUAUUAUGGACGCACUUAUAGUGGUAGGUGAAAAAAAAUAAGCAAAAAACAAAUUAAUUACGUAUUUCAAAAAAAUUGCUUACUCGAGUAAUGAGAAUCAUAUUUUGCCUUGGUAAUUAAAGAAAAAUGUUAUCCGUACGUUAUGCUGUAAUAAAUCAUCCUGGUAUGUAAUUAUAGUGUUUAUAGCUUGCAAGACCAGUAGCUCAAGAUAAUUAUAAGAGAAAAAAAACUCGCAUGUCACAUGUCCAACCUACUUAAACGUACCUUUGGUUUGAUUUUCGCAAUCUUGAAAAAUUUACGUCGUCGAGUAUAGUAGUUGAUCUGCGAGCCAAUGAACUGUGAAGUCUAAUGGGCACUACAAUUGAUAAUAAGUAAUGCAAACAAAGUUAUUCCCACAGCUGAAUUAAUUGAAAACCAUCGAAGCAGCUCCAAGUCCACCUACGAGUGACUUUGAAAUAAAAAAAAAAAACAAAAAAAAACAAAUGGAUCGUUGGAUAGGCAAAACCGCAGUGGUAACUGGCGCUGCGUCGGGAAUCGGUGCAUCGAUCGGCAGAAGCCUCCUCCUCGCCGGCGUCAACGUCGUUGGACUUGACGUGCAGAUCGAGCGUUUGCAGCGUCAAGCCGUGGAGCACCAGAAACUACGCAUAGGCGACUCCAAGCUGGGCAACAUGUACGCCGUCAAGUGUGAUGUUUCACGCGAGCAGGACAUUUCCAAGGCCUUUGACUGGAUUGAGCUCAAUGUUGGCUGUCCACAUAUUCUCGUGAAUAACGCCGGAGUCACUGACUACACGCCCCUUGUUGAGAGCGACAGAGCAUCUUUCGAGAGGUUGAUAAACAUCAAUGUGCUCGGGGUGGCAAACUGCACCUCCAAGGCGGUACAAUCGAUGCGAAAUCACAAAGUUGAAGGACACAUCUUCAACAUCAACAGCAUAUUAGGCCACGAAGUGCCCGAGGGAGUGUUUUCAGAGCAAGCUGGAGCUAACGGCUGGAGUCUCUACCCGGCCAGCAAACACGCGACCGUUGCAAUGACCCACACCGUUCGCCGGGAAAUCAGUCGUCUGUCCCUCCCCAUAAGAAUCACCAGCAUCAGUCCAGGUAUCGUGAGAACCGAAAUAACAAAGUGCAACGAGGCACUCAGCGAUUUGUUUGACAAAGUUCGGGCCCUCGAACCGUCAGACAUUGCCGAUGCCCUUCUGUACGCUUUGGGUACUCCACCGAAAGUUCAGAUCACGGAAAUGACUGUCAGAUCCACGGGAGAGCUAUGAAUUUUUUUUUUUUUUUUGGUCAGAAGAUUAAAGAUGAAUCAAGAUUCAAACCAUAAUGUUGCAAAAGACGUUACCUUCUCAUUACAAAUAAAGUUUUUUUUUUUAAUACUUGUAUAAAAAACGGUUACAAUAGAUAAAAUAGUACACGCGAAUAAAGCGUCUGUGUACAUUUCAUUAUCGAGAGCCAAGCGCUCAUAUUCUUCCACUCGGCAUCGGACAUUCUCUUUCUCUGUAACGCCCGUAUCGACAUUUUAAUGUCGGAUUAUUAUCAGAAUUUGUGACAUGGCAGCGAAUAAAAUGGAUGUUCGAUAAUUGACUGGUACAAGCGAUACAACUAA